Molecule: messenger RNA, 4200 nt
Organism: Phyllostomus hastatus (greater spear-nosed bat)
Lineage: Eukaryota; Metazoa; Chordata; Mammalia; Chiroptera; Phyllostomidae
Gene: GPD1L
Product: glycerol-3-phosphate dehydrogenase 1 like
Exons: 8
Coding region: 111-1166 (351 amino acids)
Biological process (GO): carbohydrate metabolic process; glycerol-3-phosphate catabolic process
Cellular component (GO): glycerol-3-phosphate dehydrogenase (FAD) complex; cytosol
Molecular function (GO): NAD binding; protein homodimerization activity; glycerol-3-phosphate dehydrogenase [NAD(P)+] activity
Source: RefSeq, a predicted model, not a curated record
GAGGCGGGAGGGGCGGGGUCCUCGGGAGCCGCUGCGGGUCUGGCUGAGCGGGAGGAGGCCAGCGGCCGGCUGGAGAGGCACGCGUUGGGCUGCUGCGUUUCUGUCUUGUCAUGGCACCGUCGCCCCUGAAAGUGUGCAUCGUGGGCUCGGGGAACUGGGGUUCAGCUGUUGCAAAAAUAAUUGGUAAUAAUGUCAAAAAACUUCAGAAGUUUGCCUCCACGGUCAAGAUGUGGGUCUUUGAAGAAACGGUUAAUGGGAGGAAACUGACAGACAUCAUAAAUAAUGACCAUGAAAAUGUGAAAUAUCUCCCUGGACACAAGCUGCCAGAAAACGUGGUGGCCGUCCCAAACCUCAGCGAGGCCGUGCAAGAUGCAGACCUGCUGGUGUUCGUCAUCCCCCACCAGUUCAUCCACAGAAUCUGUGACGAGCUCACCGGGAAGGUGCCCAAGCAAGCGCUGGGAAUCACGCUCAUCAAGGGCAUCGACGAGGGCCCGGACGGGCUGAAGCUCAUCUCUGACAUCAUCCGAGAGAAGAUGGGCAUCGACAUCAGCGUGCUGAUGGGAGCCAACAUUGCCAACGAGGUGGCUGCCGGGAAGUUCUGUGAGACCACCAUCGGCAGCAAGGUCCUGGAGAACGGCCUCCUCUUCAAAGAGCUCCUGCAGACCCCCAACUUCCGAAUCACGGUGGUCGACGACGCGGACACCGUUGAACUUUGUGGUGCUCUGAAGAACAUCGUAGCCGUGGGAGCUGGGUUCUGCGACGGUCUCCGCAGCGGAGACAACACCAAAGCUGCCGUCAUCCGCCUGGGACUCAUGGAAAUGAUCGCCUUCGCCAAGAUCUUCUGCAAGGGCCAGGUGUCCACAGCCACCUUCCUGGAGAGCUGCGGCGUGGCCGACCUGAUCACCACCUGCUACGGCGGCCGGAACCGCAGGGUCGCCGAGGCCUUUGCCAAGACUGGAAAGACCAUUGAAGAGUUGGAGAAGGAGCUGCUAAACGGGCAGAAGCUCCAGGGGCCUCAGACCUCCGCUGAAGUGCACCGCAUCCUCAAGCAGAAGGGGCUGCUGGACAAGUUCCCACUGUUUACCGCAGUGUACCAGAUCUGCUAUGAAGGCAGGCCCGUUCAGGAGAUGCUGUCUUGUCUGCAGUGCCAUCCAGAGCACACAUAAGGAGGAUCGUGCGACGCGCCGGGCAGAGCCCUGCCUUUCCGAUGAGUCUUUUGGGUUCGGAUGGAAACUGGGACUCGGCAGCCAGAUGUUUGCUGGCCUGUAACCCCAUCAUGGAUGUGUAUGAAUUUUUACAGGCUCGCCUUUAGAUUCCGAGAAGCAGAUCAUUGGCUAAGAUGUACUGAGCAACUAGACGCACAUAUGUGAACACGUGGGUGUGUGUUCAUUCCUCGUUCUGUGGGUGUUUUUAUGAACCAAAAUUAAAGGUCCUUUUUAAAAAUUACUUUGAAACUUUCCCACUGUGGUAGCUUAGAAGGUUGGGACUAUGUCAGCUAAAUUUCUUAGAUCUACUUCAUUUGUCCUUGAGUGAAGGGAUUUCCACACCCCCUCCCCGCCCCCCGCAUUAUCUGGAUGUUAAAAUUUAACCAGCAUUAAUAACGUGGUAGAAUGGAAGCGCGAGUGUGUUCAAAGAUCAACAGACUAACUUUUAAACAUUCUCUCCAAGCCAGCAUAAUUAACGACUUUGAUUGUGAGUUGACUUUUUUUGUUUGUUUGUUUUAAACAAUCAGGUAUUUUUAAUUAGGUAAUCCACUAGGUAUCUUCCUCUCACUGAAGUUUUCUGCAUUUUUAGCCUCUUUGCUCUCCAUUAGCUGCUAGCGAGUGCUUUCACAAAGGGUCAGCUGCGGCAGAAGACAGAAAUCUCGUCGGGGAUUUCCCCGCUGUGGCUGACACAUUGUGCUGAUCGUGGAGGAUGCUGUGUGUUAGCACUUUCGGGCAGGCCUUUCCUUUACGUUUCUCAGGUCCUCUGAGAGGGGGCGCUGUUAUUCCUCUCAGAGGAUGCUGUCUCUGUGCUUGGUUGCCUGGUAAGCAGGGACGCAGAACCAGGAGUCCAAGGUCCAGUGCUCCGCCACUCCACCAACGUGCCCUGAGACUUUCUCAUGUGUCACCCGGCUGGUUAGGCCCCCAGCUAAUUGGGUGUGGCCAGUGGCCCCAUGCAACCCUUCCUGAGGCCACGAGAGGGCUUCCUGCCACUGGGGUUUGUGUGCGGCGCUGUCUAGACCAGCAGUUUUCAACCUUUUUCAUCUCAUGGCACAUAAAAACAAAGGACUAAAAUUCUGCAGCAUACCAAAAAAUAUAUUGUUUGGUGAUUUGACAAAAAAAAUGGGGGGGGCUAUAGUCAGGUAUUAUAUGUUUUUAAAAAUUCUGGUGGCACACAGUUGAAAAUUGCUGGUCUAGACUCAAAGUGUGUUCGUCACUGCACCCAGUGCAGGUCCCCAGGUCCCGCCGCAGACCUGUGAAGUGGGGUGCAGUGUCUGUGCUUCAACACACCUUCCAGGUGCUUCUGGCGUUCACCACGGUUUCGAAGCGCUGCUUUAGAAAAUGUCCUUUAGAGUGGCAUUUCUCAAACCGUGUGCCAUAGGAAAGGAGGGUCCCGGGAUCCAGUGGUGGGUGGUUCUGGGUGUUCCCUGGCAAGGUCACAUGAGUUUGGGGAGAGCUGAAUCUUGACGGUGUAGAAUGUGUGUUAGCAUGUCAGUAGGACCUGCUGAUUUACCCUCGCCAGUUCCAAAUACGUUAGAUUAGGAAGAUGUUUGUUUUAGCGAGGAAAUUUGCCAAAGUGUCCAGGGGACACUGUUCUCACCUGAGGUGACCUUAAGAUAACUCACAUAUACCCUUCCCUCCCUGCACGAAAUUGGGGUAAGCACCUGUGGUCGUGUCAGGUCUCAGCUUUACGGUUCAGGUCUGCCGUGAAGCUUUGAUGAAGCUUUAAGGUGACGCCCGCAGGAACAACCUCGCUGAAACGCACAUUUUGGGGAAUAAGUACUUUUACUUUAGAAACAGAACAGGAAUGACUGCCCCUCCCCCAAUGAGAUUGGUGCCGGGGCUGCAUUCCAUGGCGCUUUUGAUGAACUGUUAGGGAAACAUGGAUGUCACUGAGACAUUCAUGGAUUUUCAGCCACUUUCUGAGAUUUGACCUUCUUUAUUUUCCGGUUUGGGAUUUCUUUUCCCUAUGUCUGCAAUGGUUGUAGAAUAGGUUUUUCUGGGAAUUUUUAAAACUCUAUCCAAAAUGUCUUGGGGGCCUCAUAAAGCCCCAUCCACAGAUGUAUGUGAAGCACACAAAAUGCUCCAAGUUUUAUUGAUUUUCGUGCCACCAAUAAGUUAAUCAACUUUUGCUUGUCUCACGAUUAAUCCUUUUCAAAGUUUGUAUGUACCCAGGUAACAAAAGUGCUACUUUUAAGAUGCAUAAAGAACUGUAAGCUUCACAUUGUGGUGUCUGUUAAGCAAGGUAUCAGAGGUGAGGAACUCCCUCUUGUAUGUUCUCAUCUGCACUCAGCUUCCUGCCCCGGGUCCGUACUUGAGUGUUUUUUCUUUCCAAAUGCUCUUACCACUCGGAAGUCUGCUGACUAUACCUCUGGAACAUACUUGUAUUCUGCACAUUAUGGAAAAAGGCAAAUUUUAUUAUAAGUUUGUGCUCCGCUGCCUGUAGAUAUUUAUUACUCUAUGAGUUAUCUAUUUUUGUAACCACCUGUGGUCUCUUGUACCUGACUGACUAACGAUGAUAACGGAGGGAGACGUCUGGAAGAGAAGCCCCAUGUGUGCGUUUCAGCAGCUGCGAAUGUAAAAUCCACGCUGGUGCCUCACUGUAACCCGACCUGGGACAGUGCGGCACAGGUGCCUGUCUUGACAUCGGUGGAGUUGAGCUAAACCCCUGCGGAGGUUAUUGAACUGUUUAGCUGCGACAGGGCCCAGCGGCAUGGGCCCAGGGAGUGGCGGGGCACCAGUGUACGAAGGGUUCUGCAGUUUUUCCAUUCAUUUUAAUCUAAGAGCCUUUCACUUACAUAUGUACUGUAUUUGUUUACGGACUAUAGGUGGAUAUAAUUUAAAAACUUGGUUUAAUAAACAUUUAACCCCCCUCCAAACCUGUGCUACUGAUCUGGUCUUUUUAAAAAAUCAGUUUCUAACUUUAUUUAGGUCAGCUCUCUUUUCCUUCUGAAUUGUACUGCAUUAACAAUAAUAAAAAGGCAAUUUUUGAAAGAAA